Messenger RNA from Schistosoma haematobium, 2933 nucleotides. RefSeq lists its product as uncharacterized. The record is from RefSeq and is a predicted model, not a curated record. Lineage: Eukaryota; Metazoa; Platyhelminthes; Trematoda; Strigeidida; Schistosomatidae. Gene Ontology annotation, cellular component: membrane. The coding region runs from base 1179 to 2438 and encodes 419 amino acids. Gene Ontology annotation, molecular function: transmembrane transporter activity. Gene Ontology annotation, biological process: transmembrane transport. The transcript has 2 exons.
UUAUAUUAGAUGUUACUGGUAGAAGCGUUGUCAAACACUGAAUACCUGUGCCAUCUCCACAUUCCUUGGUCCUCUUUUUAACUUUGUGUAAACGACUUACCAACUGUAAAUAAAUGAAUUCACUUGCGUAAUGGAUGAAUAUGUGGUCAUUGGAAGUCAGUUUUAGCAGUAGUGCAGUGUAAAUAAAUGACUGUGACAAUUCAUAUCAUUACACAAUAAGUGAAAUUGUAUCACCCGAAAUCAUGGACUGUAGAAAUGUAGCAGUCACAAUAUAACCAACUCUCUCAGGACUACAAGUUACUGUAAGGUUAACAUUUCCAAACACUUCAGGGUCUCAUGGUCUAUUCGUGAUUCAUUUCAUUUCUGGAACAAAGAAAUAUUUAUGGUAUUAUAUCGUACUUCUGUUAGGUGGCGUUCGAAAUACGGUAUUGAAGCUGUGAGUCCUUGUUUCAGGUAUGAGGCGGAUAUACAGGGAUGGGUUUAACGAUGAGGGAGCAAAAUGUAGAAAGGUCCCACUGUCCUGUUUGAUGAAGAUGAACUGAGUAGCUUCAACCUAUUUCAGUUAUUUCAUCUCAUGCUAUUGGUUGAUUUAAUGGUGGCUUACUGUACAGUGAACGAUGAUUUUAGCAAUAAUAUGUGUUAUCAUUUCAUUUCAUCUAGUACUUAUCAGCUGAGAGAACAUUCCAAGAAAGUUCGAAAGUCGAGGUACAAUCGUUUACGUAUAGAGUUCCGUUCUUUUCAUUGAGAAUUGAUUACUGAAAUUCUCGACGAGAGUACGUAAUACCAGCAAGUCCCGUUGAUGCAUUCAAAGCGAGGUUAGAUCUUCGCAGUAUUACAAACUACAAGGAUUAAUGUGACCUGUCCUCAUUAAUAAAGACUCAAGACUGGAAGGAAACAUCUAAGCCCCCAACUGAAAGAAUCGGUGACAAAUCUACUAUCGUCAUAGAAGCUUUGCAAAUAAAAACUCCGUUUAUUCCACCCGACUAUGAAACGUUAAGUUAUUGGGUAUUGAACAGUUCGUAAAGUACGGUUUGAAACUUGUAUCAAUUUUCACUCACAAUUGUCGUAUUUGUCUGGCAAGUUAUUACGGUCCGUUACAAAUAAAUCACAACGGUCCUUUUUUGUUGAUCACAAUGACGACUUUGCAUCCGUAAUCUACACACAUUAUAGCUUACAUUAUGGGAACAAGUCAAAUUCAAAAAAUUCUUCCGGUCCAAUUAAAAAAAACAUGUAUCUCAAUAAUAUCCGGACAGUUAUUAUCUAUACUGAUUGGUCUUACUGCAAUAUGUAAUGGUGUACUUUCUAAAUAUAAUAUAAAUUUACCAUUAGCUAUAAAUUUUCCACAUUAUUUUUUAUUAUUAUUUUUCUAUGGAGUUCCUUAUCUUUGUUUUAAUCUAUUUAAGAAAUUAACUCACUCUAAUAAUAAUAACAAUAAUAAAAAUGAACCGAUUAGUAAUACUUUAAAUUACAAUAUCAAUGAUAGAACUAUUACAAAUUAUAAUAGUAAUCCUAUUAUUGACAAUGAACAAAUUAUUAUUUUACCUAAUUCUGAGAAAACUUUUAUGCAAUCAUUAUUAGUUCGUUUUAGCUUUUAUUCAUUAAUUGCUAUUAUUGAUGUUCAUGCUAAUUGGUCCAUUGUAACUGCAUAUGCGUAUACAAGUGUAACUAGUAUUCAGUCAUUAGAUUGUAUCACUAUACCAACAGUUGUAUUAUCAAGUUAUUUUUUUUUAUCUUAUCGCUAUUCAUGGAAUCAUUAUAUUGGAAUAAUUUCAUGUUUAAUUGGUGCUACUGGUAUGAUACUCACAGAUUAUUUUAUACAAUCAUCAAAUCAGAACAUUGUUCAUUAUGGCAAUACAAGUGAAAUCCAUUUGAAUCAAUUAUAUAAUAGCACUGUAAACAAUCAAUUAUUUACUGCAAAACAAAUUGUAUUCGGUGAUUUCCUAGUUAUUAUUGGAGCUAUUUCAUAUGGAUUAUCAAAUGUUCUACAACAAUAUCUUGUUCUAAAAUAUGGCAUUGUAGAAUUUCUUAGUUGUGUUGGUUUAACAGCAUCGAUCAUAACAUUAAUUUAUACUAUUUCAAUUGAGAAACAUUCAAUCAGCAUGAUGCUGUUUAAUGUUACGUCUAUAGAUUUAACAAAAGUUACUAGUUGUUUCAUUGGUUAUGCUUUGGCAAUGUUUCUAUUAUAUUCUUUAAUGCCAUUAAUUUUAAUGCGUUCAUCUGCUAUUCUAGUAAAUUUAUCAUUACUUACAUCCGAUGUUUAUGCUGUAUUGAUGGAUAUUUUUAUAUUUCAUCAUAGUUUUCAUUAUUUAUACAUUUUAUGUUUUCUAAUAAUUUUACUCGGCGUUGGUGUAUUCAAUGUAAAUGAACCAGUUAUUACUGAUAAAAAAGAUCACCAAUCGAAUUGUUUCCACUUGAUUUCACAGAAAACUAAAUUAUAAUCAACGAGUUAAUGAAAAUUUAAAAUUCUUUAUAUAUAUGGAUGAAUGAAUUGCUCUGUAUUAGUUAACAUAUCGAUAUGAAUUUCUGUGAUUGCGUAGAAUUAUUUGGUUUUUAUUAAACAUGAAUUAAUUAAAGUUUAUUUACUAUCUGAUUAAAGUUGUUCUCAUCACGUAAAACACUUAAAUUUCUUAAUGUAAGUACAUGUGCUGUUCCAACGUAUUCGUGCAUAGAUUUUGUAAAACCAUUUUUUAUUGUGUCUAAUUAAUAUGUAAGGGUUUAAGCUAUUCUGUUGUUUAUAUUCUUGAUUGGAUUUUGAUCACUCUUAGUUGGCAUAUAUGCAUCCUGCGUGAAUUUUCUCGAUAUAGCUAUUUCAUGAAAAGUUUUACAGGAGGAAUGGAUAAAGCUUUCGGUGUUUAGACCGAAAUGCACCGUGUUCCAGUUUUUAUGUGAAAAUCAACACGGAAAUGCAGCUACAUCUAGCCGACUUGUCCUAA